Messenger RNA from Pseudozyma flocculosa PF-1, 612 nucleotides. RefSeq lists its product as uncharacterized. The transcript has a single exon. The record is from RefSeq and is a predicted model, not a curated record. The coding region runs from base 1 to 612 and encodes 203 amino acids. Lineage: Eukaryota; Fungi; Basidiomycota; Ustilaginomycetes; Ustilaginales; Ustilaginaceae.
AUGGCAAGCUUAAGGAGUCGCGGCCGGUCAGCAGCCACAUCGGAUAGCGUGCCUGGCUGCUCGCUUAGGAUCGGAACGAGAGAGGAAGAGCACCGUAUCGGCCUACAGCGCAUCUCCUACAGGUGUAACUCUUCUCGUCGCCACCAGGCACUUGCGCUGGAUAUUCUUUGCAUUGCCGUACGAACACCUUGGGAGUCGAAAGAUGCAGAAGGACUCUCCUUUGAUCUGACGCAGCCGUGGCCAGUAAGCAGAGUGUCGAUGCUGGUCGCUACGGCCAUUCGCAUCGGCAGCCUUCCGGCCAGCUUGGUGAGCCACGAGGCUGCUCGAUCUCCACGCACUCCUCAGAGAAGCUGCCACGGUGCCACCACGAGUACGUGCGUAUGUGCAGAGUACAGAUCCACGCCAGGCGGGUCUCAUCGACAUCGCCGUACCUGGCUGCCUGCCCCUCCUUUCCCUUUGGGUGGCUGGUCAAGAGAGGGGCAGGCUAUGUGGCGCGCUGUGCGGCCUUGCCCCUGUGACGGUUGCUGGGUCGCUGGCUCAUGCACGUCGAGCUUGCCGACUGCAAUGCGCAUCGAAACGAGGCAGCCGCGGUGGGCUAGGUACCCUACCUAG